Petromyzon marinus (sea lamprey) is the source of this 5449-nucleotide messenger RNA. RefSeq lists its product as uncharacterized. Lineage: Eukaryota; Metazoa; Chordata; Hyperoartia; Petromyzontiformes; Petromyzontidae. The record is from RefSeq and is a predicted model, not a curated record.
AUCGCGUGACGUCAUUUAUAGACGGCCCCUUAGCACACACUGCUAUCAAUAAUUGAGCAUUAUACCGCGGCGUAAGGUAAACGGCUAUUAAAUGUAUACACACUGCGUUUGAUGACGCGCCCAAUGCACCGGGAGCAUUCCGUCACAAAGAGCUUCAUAGCUCAUCGGAUUCCUCCUGCGCGCUCCCAGUAUCGCAGACUACGGCGGCCGCUGUGCCCUCUUGUUCAAUGCGGAAACUGAAGAGGCGUGUACGGCAACACACCGACAUACACUCACUCAACACUCAGGGGAGGCGUUCAGGACACGGCUUCACACCAACAGCCGUCGGUUCGUCUCUGUAAGUACUUCAGGAGCCUUCUCUGAAUUACAAUUCAAGCGAUGGAUCCCAUUCGCGAGGAAAUGAAGGACUGGUGCAGGUCCCAUUCAGUAGACUUUUACAUCGUGCAUGUGGAUCAUCUCAUCCCACAUCUUGUGUGCCUCACCGAAAGCGAUGUGGAGCAGAUCAAAUGUGAUCUAGACCGGUAUGGCAAUAAUCGUGGGAUGGAUUCAUUGUUGAACCACCUGUGGAGGCGUUCCCGCUGGUACGACGAAUUCAUAUCCGCCCUCCGCAAGGAAAGACACGGUGAACUGGCUGACAGAAUGCAAGUCGAACUGUCUGCCCGUAAAGCGGCACGACAACCCACCUCUGCUCGCCAGCCCGUGCAUCCCCCCAUGGAUGUGAACGUUCACGGGAGAGAUGGAGGUCCCGCCAUGGUGGUGGCCGAGCAGAAAUCUCUCUCCAGUGAGAAUAGUGGUCACAAGGCCAAUUUCCCAGUCCAGGUCUCGCCUGACCCCCCUCCUGCCCCAUCUCCAGUGCAACCACCUGUCCAGAAUGAGGCAUCCGCUCGGUCCACUCCGGCUGAAAGCACUUGCGGGGAAGGGCUGCCAACGCCCACCGCCGGUGGUGGCGCUGCCGUGGAGUCGCCAAAGGGGCAGGGUACGGGCGCGCCGAGCCUGGAAGGGGGUUCGGCGGACGUGAGUGGUGAUGGCUUCUUGGAUGGUAAAGACGCAAGGGCACCAGUCCAGGAGAGGGACGCAGCUGUGGAGGAAGAAAAACUCGCACCGCGCAAACCGGCUUCUGAAAAGCGGCAAAACAACGCCGACUUGGAUGCGGUGGUAGCAGGCCGUGAGCGCAGCGAUUUGCCCAGUCAAAGUGUGUCUGCCGUGAAUACACUUGAUAAUGCCAAAAGUCCGCCCGGGGUACCUGAAUGUAAUUUAUCGCCUCAGCCUUCACAGCCCGGUCGAGAUAGCAGGAGUCGUGAAGAUGAAGAUGACAUUGUUAAGCCACAGGUUCUGAGCACAAAUCCACCCAGCAGCUUUAAUAUAACAAGUGCUGAUGUGCAGAUCAGCGUUGCAGAUACCCUGGAAGUUAGUGAGGCGAGUGAUGGUACCUCCCAAAAUCCACAACUGUUGAAUAAUGUCAACGAUACAAGUUCGCCUAUGUUUCUUCAAAUGCAGCAUGACAACAGAAUGGACCAUGCGACCAAAAAAAGUGACAAAGGUGACCGUUUGUCUGAAACGAAGGCUAGAGGAUCGGCUCUGCAGAUGGGAAGCUUCACUGGACUGUCAACAAACGACACCAAUGCUCCACGGCUCGGUCAGCUUGCAGCAUCUGAAAACGUUGUGCGCAACAACUUGUCACGAAAGGAAGACGCACAGGUCCUGCCAAAACGACCCAACGAGCAACCUGGUGAGCAAUACGAGCAACGCUACAAACAACCCCAAGAGCAUCUCGACACGCAACCCUACAAGCGGAAUAAUGAGCAAUCCAACGACCAGCAGGUUGAGCAAUCCUCCGUGCAGUCCUACGAGCAACGCUACGAGCAACCCCAAGAGCAUCUCGACAACCAACCCUACAAGCGGAAUAAUGAGCAAUCCAACGACCAGCAGGUUGAGCAAUCCUCCGUGCAGUCCUACGAGCAACGCUACGAGCAACCUCAAGAGCAUCUCGACAAGCAACCCUACAAGCGGAAUAAUGAGAAAUCCUCCGAGCAGCAGCUUGAGCAAUCAUUUGAGCAAUCCUCCAAGCAGCGUGACGAGCAGAAUAACGCAUCCCGAGGGGUGCACAGAGCGACGGAAGCAACCAAACCUCUCCCUGAUGAAAGCAAGUUGAGGAAAUGGCUGGAGGAGAACCAGCUGGUUUUGGGAGGAGCUGUCUUGGCGGGCAUAUUGGUGAUUGCUUGGCUUAACGUUCGCCAUCGGUAUUGACAUACGUGUCUAGAUGGGAGAGCGAGGGUGAGGUUUGAUGGGCACUAUCAAUACGUCGCCGAUAUAUUAGCACAGGGUUUUUCAACUAUCUUUAAUAUUUUCUGGUGGACCACAAUAAAUUUAGUGUGGGCCAGUGGGCCACGUGACGACAUAUUUCACGUGUACAGAUGUUAUGAAAUCACUUGGCGUGAUGUCAUGUGACCACAAUCUCCCUCUAGUCUCCAGGUUUCUCUCUUGUUUGUCUUGCUUUCAUCUCAGUAAUCCAUCCCCAUGAGCCUGGAAUCAUCAGGUAAAUUUACUGCACUGGCAUUGGUAUGAUUGAUCAGAAUCAGAAUGUAUUCAUACUGGAGGAAUCCAAUGAGCGAUAAAGCUCUUUUUCACAUGUCCAGUAGGGGCAGGUAAGAACGUGACAACAACAAACAGUACGAAAACACAACAGUAGUGCAAAGUACAGAAAGGUCAACAAAUCACCCAAACGCAAACACAAAUACAACAAUAAACCAUCCCCAUCUGGAGUUUGAAGACAUGGUUAUAGCUUGUAGCUCGUGAGACCAUUUUAGUUACUGUUUUCUUCCAGUAGAUGGGGGUAUAUGUAAAGUUUUCUACACUCCCGCAUUUAACAUGGCCUGAGCCAUACAAAUUGAGCAAUUUCCUGGAAAUAAUUUACUAUUUUAAUCCGCCUACUUCCUGGACAAUAUUUAGUUUAUUACCAUUUUUUUUUACCAGGACGCCAUCAAAUACACACACCUGUCGUUGUGGUGCAAAUACUAUAACUUGAUUUUGUUUACAUUCAAAAAUGCAAGUAAUCCAGAUGUACUGGUGAUGUGUAUCUGUAAGUCAGCAAUGUGGCUUGUGGGUAGUGGUGUAGCUAUGGGCAGCGCAGGCCGGUGCAUGAGGUCCCAAGGGCCAGAGGGGCCCACAUGCCAAGCUAAAGUGGAGGAGAAAUCGGAUAGGGGGGAGGGCCUCUUUUAAUUCCUUGCACUAGGGCUCAUGCCAAUCACGCUGCGCCUCCACUUGUGGGGUUGGUGUGUUGUGCUGGGUUCAUAUGUGAAACGCCCACCUGUAGAGUCCGCUAGGUGCCUAUCGUGGAGUAAUACGGAAAGUAGGUAACUAACCUAUGUCAUCCUGAUUCUCAUUUAUGGGUUUUCCAUUUGCACUUCGUUGUACACUUGCAUGCAAAAAUAAACUAAGCAUCCUAAAUAGGUCGAGCUUUCCUUAAAAUAAGCGAUGAAAAUCAUUAAGUCUUUUCUCAUUAAAUAAGGAUUAGUUUUGGAUAAACUGGCCAAUAAAUGUAUGAAGAGAGUAAUAAUGUUAGACGUGCAACAUUAACAUUUGUACAGGUGCAUGUGUUCAGCAGUGAAAUCGAAUUGUAGAAAAAGAUUUAAGUUUAAAAAAUCUACGUUCAAAAUGUUUUGAUAAUUUCCCUCCCAAUUGUGUCCUGAUUGUGUCCUAUUGGCGUCAUGCCGUUAGGCAGAGUUCCAUUCGCAUCUUUCGCAGAACAGUGUGAUCCUUUGUAUGAGAGAAUGGGACACGUAUGUGAAUAUCACACAAGCUAUCUCAAAACCUUACCUCUGAGCCAUUGGGCCACCUCAAGGUGUCAAAAUGAUUUAACAAUUUUUUUUGUAUAUUGUUCAUUGGGAGCAUGUUGAAAUCAAAAUGUUUCGCCGUCUUUUGCAUUGCUGCUACCGUUAAUUCAAACAAUGUUGAUGUUCCAAUGCGCAAGAGUCUCAGAUGUAAUUGUACCAGGUGUAUUCCACUAUAGUUUUCACAAUAUGGUCAGUCAAUUGCUAAUUUGGAUAUUUUUCCUUUUAAAUUGUAUUUGUGUGAUUUGAAGUGAAAAUCAGUGGCCAUAAACUAACCCCGACUAGUAUUAAUCGUCCGUCUUGGCUUCUCAAAAUUGUUAUAGGGAGGAUUUGUUGGAGAUUUAGAGACAUACUCUUUGGUUCUUUCGGUAAAGUCACGUAUUAUUUUUCUACCUACGUGACUUUACCGAAAGAACCAAAUAGGUUAGAUUCCUGCAGUCACGAAAGCUUCAGAUCAAGAUUUAGAGACAAUGAACGUACCAACAAAUUGCAUAAUGCCACAUGUGGGAGCGGUCGUGCAAUAGCGCGGUCAUUUGCACUCUGCGAUAAAAACGCAGCAGAAACCGGCCAAGGCGAGCAUCAGUGGCGAGUGAAAUCUGAACCCGUUCUGGGCACCCCCCCCCCCCCAUCACCAAUCUGCACCAACCAGCAUGGUGAAAUAUGGUCAAGCAACCCCCAUGACUUGAAUGGCAUGGGGAGGCCCUCAUCCAGCAGUGGACGGAAAAAUUGUACAUAUAUUAUGUCUUCAUGUGUACGUGUAGACUCCAGUCCAGUGGUUCUUAACCUGGGGUACAGGCACUCCCUGGGCAUGCGAGACAUGGCCAGAUUUCUUUUGAAAGUAAAUAAUCGUAACAAAUUAAGCACGGGAAUGGAAGUACAACUACUUUGGUUUAUCAAACCUAUGUAAUUAUUAUUUUUCUAUCUACGUGACUUUACCCAAAGAACCAUAGAAUAAUUUCCAUUUUGUUUUGCGAUUGAGAACCAAAGGGGUGCAAGGCUGCAUUAAAGGUUAAGAACCACUUCUCUCGUGGCUGCAGGGAUUAAUUUAAUUGAUUAAUUGAUGUAUUGUUACACCCCAAGUUAUCACUAACAGAGGCAGGCAUUGUUGAACACAUUUUUAACACUAGCUGUUGUCUUAAAAAAAGUCACACCCAAGCAGCUGUAAUGUCGGGCUUAUUUUGGAAACACAUUUUAAUGUUUUAGUCGUUACAUUGGUGAUGGCAGUUACGCUACUGAAAAUAUGUAAUGUCUCCGUCGAUGGCAUUUUAAAAUCUUAUUCCCAAAAACCUUUUAAUUGUUCCUUUUUGACUUGGUGAAAAUAAUUAUAACGUGGAAAAUAUACCAUCACCAUGAGAUCAUUUUUUCAAGAACAUUUUAAAUGGUAAACCAGAACUUGAUAGUAAAAAAAAAUGUUUUUUUAAAUUAAAAUCUUUUUCCAGUUGCUGCAUGUACACUUGUUAUAAAACACACUUGGUUUAAUGGAUAAAUCAGCAAAUUUGAAGACUUUAAUAAAAAAAAUCAUUCUUCAAAAUGUUAUUUAUGGUCUCUAAUAAAGGAUUAGAAUAGAGUGGUGUGAACUCAUUGCUACAUCUAAUUAAAACUUGCAUUGCCUAUCAAAA